Messenger RNA from Triticum dicoccoides, 1499 nucleotides. Its product is annotated as bifunctional aspartokinase/homoserine dehydrogenase 1-like. Gene Ontology annotation, biological process: aspartate family amino acid biosynthetic process. The record is from RefSeq and is a predicted model, not a curated record. The coding region runs from base 128 to 1285 and encodes 385 amino acids. The transcript is spliced from 12 exons. NCBI's taxonomy places the organism in Eukaryota, Viridiplantae, Streptophyta, Magnoliopsida, Poales, Poaceae. Gene Ontology annotation, molecular function: NADP binding; homoserine dehydrogenase activity.
CCGCGGUAGGUACAGCCCAAACGGCCGAACCCCCAACGGAGCAGCUAAAAACUCUGCUGCCGGCGCUAGGAACACUCCAGCAACUCCUCUCUGGACGAGACGAAUCGAAGCCGAUCCGAGUUUCCAAAUGCCGCAGGCGCAGGCUAUGUCGGUCCUGCCGGUGGUGCUCCUCGGCUGCGGCGGCGUCGGCCGCCACCUCCUCCGCCACAUCGUCUCCUGCAGGCCUCUCCACGCCAACCAGGGCGUCUCCAUCCGGGUGGUGGGCGUUGCCGACAGCUCCUCGCUGCUCGUCGCAGACGACGUCCGCGCCAGCGGCCUCGAUGACGCGCUCCUCAACGACCUCUGCUCCGCCAAGUCCGCCGGCUCGCCUCUGUCCUCGCUGCUCGCUCGCGGGCACUGUCAGGUGUUCAACAAGCCGGAGGCAAUGGGGAAAGUCAUCGAUGCAGCUACCAUGCUUGGAAGAACAACCGGUCUGGUGAUAGUUGAUUGUUCUGCAACUUAUGACACUGUUGGUGUGCUGAAGGAUGCCGUGAAUCAUGGAUGCUGCGUUGUUUUGGCAAACAAAAAACCUCUUACAUGUGCUUAUGAGGAUUUUAAAAAGUUGACAUCCCACUUCCGUCAGAUAAGAUUUGAAUCUACCGUUGGAGCAGGUUUGCCUGUAAUAGCUUCUGUAACCCGCAUUAUUGCAUCUGGAGAUCCAGUUUCCCGAAUCGUUGGCAGUCUGAGUGGUACACUUGGCUAUGUGAUGAGUGAGCUGGAGGAUGGAAAAAAAUUUAGUGAAGUUGUGAAAACUGCCAAGGCUCUUGGUUAUACAGAACCAGAUCCACGUGAUGAUCUAAGUGGGAUGGAUGUGGCUAGAAAGGCGUUGAUCCUAGCUAGGCUUCUCGGGCAGCAGAUCAGCAUGGAGAAUAUCAAUGUUGAGAGUUUAUAUCCGAGUGAGUUAGGACCUGAGGUUAUGUCCACAACGGAUUUCCUUGAGAGUGGGUUGGCAAAACUUGAUGAGACGAUUGAAGAAAGGGUCAAGGCAGCAUCUUUGAGGGGAAAUGUUCUGCGCUAUGUUUGUGUCAUUGGAAGCACAGGGUGUCAAGUGGGCCUUCAAGAGGUCCCAAAAGAUUCUGCACUGGGGAGAUUGAGGGGAAGUGACAAUGUGGUGGAGAUAUACAGCAGAUGCUACGAGAGCUCCCCGCUGGUGAUCCAGGGUGCAGGAGCCGGGAACGACACCACUGCCGCAGGAGUUCUCGCUGAUAUAAUCGAUCUCCAAGAUCUUUUCCAGACAAGAGCGUGAUUGUCUUGUUUAGCACCAAGGAGUUUGAUGCGUUGUAUGAUCGACCAUAAUGUCCAUUGAACUGAAAUUGGUUCUGGCGUUUGAGGUUGUAUGAACAUUUUCGGUUGUGUUUGGCUGCUGUUGAUUUGACAAAUCAGGAUGGUGCCUUUGCACUCAGGCUGUCCUUUAAAAUUUGGGAUAUAUCCUAUGAAAAUAGGCAAAUUUCUUUGUGAAA